GGAGACUCAUCAUGUUCCCAGUUUGGUGGUCCAACCUUGUCAUCACCGGGUCUAGCUCCUGCAGAUUCAUGAAUCGAAGGGUCUCUGCAACCUUGAUUUCGGCGAACUGUGGAUCUAAUCUGAUUGAUUAGAUGCGCCUUCGUCGGACUAGACAAGUUCAUCGCCUGCUCAUCCGCACGUGGUGCCACCCAGUUCCCAAGCGGGAGCGCCUGACGAACGCAGGGCCAUCCACGGCUUGCGACCCUAGACGCGUAGUCGGUGUUAGGACCCUCCGUUGCUGUCCAUCGGUCAAUUUCGGAGUGACAUUCAUGUAAACUAUGCUAUAAGAACCAAACUUCGUCAAAUAUUGACAUCGUCUCUCGCUCUACAGUCGACACUCUAGGUUUUUCCACAGUCGGACGAUCUCAGCUCAACCUCUUCUCCUCCUCAACACCUAAGCAAUGGCUGCCGAAGCAGUGCCGCCCCCUCGGGAUGCCGAGCAAGCUCCCGCAGACCAUGUCUCUGAGACAAGUCAAACCGAGAAGCAGGGCUUUACAACCGCUGUCUCCGCGUCCCCGGAUAGCGACGGAGUCUCAGUCAACAGCAGCCUCAGACCAGUUCCUUUGACAUGGAAGCUGGCCUCUGUUGUGUUGGUAACUGCUAUUGGAUUCGGUUCUCAGUGGAGUUCCGGCCUCAGCGGUGCCAUGAAGACAACGAUGAAGAAGGAGAUGAAGAUCAACAACACGCAGUUCUCCCUUUUGGAAGCUAGCGAGGAUUUCAUGGUCACAGCUCUGAUGCUUCUCAGCGGUGUUGUUACGGAUAGGAUUGGUGGCGCUGGUGCCAUGUUAUACGGCAAUUUCCUUUACUCAGCCGGCUCGAUUCUUGUGGCAGCGGCAGCUCAGACCCGCUCUUACAAAUUCAUGAUUGCGGGCAGAGUGAUCCGCUCCCUCGGAGAUAUCGCGACUCAAGUGGCGCAAUACAAAGUCUUUUCAUCCUGGUUCGCCCCCGGCAACGGCUUUGCCUCGACUUUGGGCUUCGAGCUGGGCAUCGGCAAGAUUGGUGCAUUUGCUGGAAAAUCGUCUGCCAAUAUCAUCGCCAAGAAGACGGGAGAUUUCGCUUGGGUGUUUUGGGUUGCCGUUUUCAUGAACCUUUUCACGAACGUCAUGACGGGCGUGUUUUACUGGUUUACAAAGGUUGCGAACAGCAAAUUCCACGGCGUCAGCGACCCAGCCACCGGCGAGAGGUUGAAGGAAAAGACGAAGAAGUUCGAGUUGCGGAAGGUUCUCGAGUUGCCGUGGGCCUUCUGGGCAGUCAUGGGCUUCUCAUUAUUCGAAACGAGUACCGCCAUCGUCUUCCUGCAGAACGCCACCGAGCUCGCCGAGCAGCGCUUCGGCACAAGCUCCAUCACUGCCGGUUGGUACAGCGCUACGUUGCAAUAUGCCGGAUUCUUCGUUGUUCCCCUAUUGGGAGUCUUCCUUGACCUCUACGGUAACCGUAUCUCAGUCUUGGUCUUCUGUGGCAUCGGAAUGUUUACCUCCAUGUUGCUCGUGUGCUUCGCCAAUACCACUCAGGGCACUGCUGCGAGUUUCGGAGUCUUCGCUUUCGCCUACUGCUUUGGACCGGCCACAAUUAUUGACAGUAUCCGCACAUCAAUGUGGGACUCAACCGUCUUUGGUUCAGCAUAUGCUCUGAAGAUCACAAUGAACAACGCGAUGAACAUUGUCGUCCGCGUCAUUACUGGCGUCAUCCAAGACAACGACAACAACUCUUACGACAAGGUGACUAUUGUCUACGUCAUUCUUGCUGGAAUCUCGGUGGUCGUUUCCUUCCUUCUGACGUUUGCUUCCUGGAAGUCCGUCGACCUGGGACACCUUCAGUGGACACGCAAACUGCGCAUUGCGCGUGGCGAGAUCCUCAACGUCAGAAAGGAGAGGUUCUACGGACAGAAUGGCGAGAAGAACAGACUGAUCUCCAAGAGCUGCUUCGUAGCAUUGAUCGUGCUUAUCUUGGGAAGUUGGUGUGGAUACUUCUGGGGAGUUGCGACUGGCAACAACUCUUGAUGACUUGAGCAGAGGACGAAACAGGUUGCGAUGACUCGUAAGGGACAUUCAACAUCGUAAAACAUGGUCAUAAUGAUCAUGAUGAAGUAAUAUUUAGUUGAACUAAUACAAUUGAC
Messenger RNA from Colletotrichum scovillei, 2155 nucleotides. RefSeq lists its product as uncharacterized. Lineage: Eukaryota; Fungi; Ascomycota; Sordariomycetes; Glomerellales; Glomerellaceae. Gene Ontology annotation, biological process: transmembrane transport. Bases 441 to 2039 code for a protein of 532 amino acids. Gene Ontology annotation, molecular function: transmembrane transporter activity. The record is from RefSeq and is a predicted model, not a curated record. The transcript is spliced from 5 exons.